This is a messenger RNA of Eurypyga helias (sunbittern), 2304 nucleotides long. RefSeq names its product E4F transcription factor 1 (gene E4F1). The annotation marks the transcript as partial. Gene Ontology annotation, cellular component: nucleus. Gene Ontology annotation, biological process: regulation of transcription by RNA polymerase II. The transcript is spliced from 13 exons. Lineage: Eukaryota; Metazoa; Chordata; Aves; Eurypygiformes; Eurypygidae. The record is from RefSeq and is a predicted model, not a curated record. Gene Ontology annotation, molecular function: RNA polymerase II cis-regulatory region sequence-specific DNA binding; DNA-binding transcription factor activity, RNA polymerase II-specific.
AUGAAGAUGACAUGCACAAGUGUGGUCGCUGCCAGUCGGAGUUCACCUCCUUGGAAGAAUUUGUGCAACACAAAUUACAAAAGGUCUGCCAGCGAGCUCCAGAAGCGCUUGCCGCCGCAUCAGCAGGCCUCGUCAAACAAGAAGUGCAAAAGGUCGUUCCUUCUGUGGAGGAGUCGAUCACUGUUGCCCAUAUAGUUGUUGAAGCAUCUUCAAUAGCAGAGGAAAUCGGCAACGCCUCAGCGAUAGUAGGUAGUGGGCACAUCAAAGAGGUCAUUGUUGCAGGAGACGACGUUUUUGAGAACCCAAACGGUCACGUUGAUGGGGAAGUCGCUGAAGAGCAAGGCCACCCUGAUGAUCAGGAGCAGGAUAUUUCCUCAGAACUCAUCAAGGUUAAGCUGCUGGUUAACAAAGAAGGGCGAUACGUAUGCGAAUUAUGCCAGAAGACGUUCAAAACAGCCAGCAUCCUCAAAGCUCACAUGAUCACUCACAGCAGCAGAAAGGACUAUGAAUGUAAACUCUGUGGGAAUUCCUUCCGGACAAAAGGCUCUCUGAUUCGGCACCAUCGGCGUCACACUGAUGAAAGACCUUACAAAUGCAAGAAAUGUGGGAAAAGCUUCCGGGAAUCGGGAGCUUUGACUCGGCACCUGAAAUCUCUGACACCCUGCACCGAAAAAAUUCGGUUCAACAUGAACAAAGAAAUCGUAGUCCAUAAUGAGGAUUUGCCAGCAGGAUCCUGCAGCUCAAACACAGACACCGUUUCAUCGAUAGCGAGUGAAUCCAUCGACACUUCACCCGUCAUUCACCUUGUGACUGAUGCAAAAGGCAACGUUCUUCACGAAGUCCACGUCCAAAUGCAGGAACUUCCUGUUGUAGAUGCGAAAUCCCUGGACCAAGACUCGCACCCCGAGGAGCUGCCAUGUGAGGGGGAAGUGAACAGUGAGAAUCUGCUGAGGCAGGCCAUGAGGAAUUCGGGAAUUGUGAUAGAGAGAGUCGCUAUGGAGGAGAUGCAAAAGCCAGAUGAACCUGCUGUAGCUGCUGCAGAAGAACUAGAAAAUGAAGUGGUGGAAGCAGAAGAGGAGCCGUGCGGGGAACAGUGUGUUGAAGUAGAACAAGCAGAGUCUACAGAUGCAGAAAGAACAAAUGGGCACAAAAGUUACGUCUGCCCUCACUGUAACGAAGCCUUCAGUGAAGCUGCUUCCCUCGAAACACACAUCAAAGGUCAUUUAGAUUACAAGCCUUUCAAAUGCGAGGAGUGUGGCAAGGAGUUCACGAAGGGCUACCUGCUAAAAAAGCACCAAGAAGUGCACGUGAACGAGCGGCGUUUCCGCUGCGGGGAGUGUGGCAAGCUGUACAAGACCAUCGCGCACGUGAAGGGGCAUCGCAGGGUGCAUUCUGACGAGCGGCCGUACUCCUGCCCCAAGUGCGGCAAGCGCUACAAGACAAAGAACGCCCAGCAAGUUCAUUUCCGUACGCACUUGGAGGACAAACCCUUCGUCUGUCAGUACUGCAGCCGGGGCUUUCGGGAGAAGGGCUCGCUGGUCCGCCACAUCCGGCAUCACACGGGGGAAAAGCCUUUUAAGUGUUUCAAGUGCGGGCGAGGGUUUGCAGAGCAUGGCACUCUCAACAGGCACUUAAAAACCAAAGGUGGCUGCCUCCUUGCUCUGAAAGAGGUGGAGGAAGUGGUGGUGUCGGAGGAGAGUCAGUCAGCUGACAACCUAGCUGCGACAGUCAUCUCUGAAGAUCCUCACACCGUCUUGGUGGAGUUUUCCUCAGUGGUGGCGGACACUCAGGAAUACAUCAUUGAGACUGCUACUGAAGACAUGGAGACCAGUGAAGCUACUGAAAUAAUAGAGGGAACAAGACAUGAGGUAGACAGCCACAUUAUGAAGGUUGUGCAACAAAUAGUGAAUCAAGCAAACUCCGGUCACCAGAUCAUUGUGCAGAACGUCACCGUGGCAGAGAACUCCGAAGUAGCCACCGACGCUGCGGACACUAUCACCAUCGCGACGCCCGAGAGCCUGACGGAGCAGGUCGCUAUGACGCUGGCUUCCGCCAUCGGAGAAGGAGCAGUGCUGACUACGGAGGGGAGCAUCGAGACGGAAGAAGCAACGGUGACGAUGGUGGCAUCCGAGGACAUUGAAAUAAUGGAACAUGCGGGAGAGUUUGUGAUCGCCUCCCAGGAGGGGGAGGUGGAAGUUCAGACUGUGAUUGUGUAACGAACAGCAUGGGCCCAGUGGCUGACGUUAAUGCAAAACUUACUGUUUUUCCCCAGUUUGGGGAAUUUGAUCAGCCCUAGGUUUGCCA